Megalops cyprinoides (Indo-Pacific tarpon) is the source of this 1119-nucleotide messenger RNA. RefSeq names its product acidic leucine-rich nuclear phosphoprotein 32 family member B-like. Gene Ontology annotation, molecular function: histone binding. The coding region runs from base 198 to 974 and encodes 258 amino acids. The record is from RefSeq and is a predicted model, not a curated record. Gene Ontology annotation, cellular component: nucleus. Gene Ontology annotation, biological process: regulation of apoptotic process. The transcript is spliced from 7 exons. NCBI's taxonomy places the organism in Eukaryota, Metazoa, Chordata, Actinopteri, Elopiformes, Megalopidae.
GCGCCUGAAACAUUUAAAUUGCAGCUUUGGAGAAGUUUUGGUCGCGUGUUUGCAGGUUUUCGGCCAAGUCGUACGAUUUUUGUUUUAAAUCGGUGGCUACACAGUUAAUCAGCAUAGACCUGCGUGUAGCAUUCGGGCCAGCAGAGUCCGACAAACGAUUGUUAGCUGGAUAAGAUAGACCCACCAUACAUUGCAACAUGGAAAUGGAGAAAAGAAUUAACUUGGAGCUGCGAAACAGGAAACCAUCUGAGGUGAAGGAAUUGGUUCUAGAUAACUGUCGUUCAGAUGACGGCAAGAUUCAUGGCCUGACUGCCGAUUUCGAAAAUCUGGAGUUCCUGAGUAUGAUCAAUGUCAACCUGGUCAGCCUCGACAAUCUCCCCAAACUUCCCAAGCUACGCAAGCUAGAGCUGAGUGACAACCGGGUCUCUGGGGGCCUGCAGGCCCUGGCAGAGAGGACACCAAACCUCGGCCACCUCAACCUGAGUGGGAACAAGAUCAAAGACCUCAGCACGCUGGAGCCUCUGAAGAAGCUGCCCCAGCUGACCAGUGUGGACCUGUUUAACUGUGAAGUGACCAUGCUGCUGGAGUACAGGGAGAGCGUGCUGGAUCUGCUGCCUCAGAUCACCUACCUGGAUGGCUUUGACGCUGAUGACCAGGAGGCUCUGGACUCCGACCCCUCCGGUGGGGAGGAUGAGCUGGAUGACGAGGAUGAAGAUGGGGACAGUGGUGGUGAGGAAGAGGAUGAAGAUGGAGACCUUGAUGAGGAAGACCAGGAUGUGGAGGAUGAAGAUGACGAAGAUGAUGAUGACGGCGAAGUUGAAGCUGAGGAUGAGGUAAAAUAUGGUGAUGAGGAAGAUGAGGAGGAAGCUGACAGCGAUGAGCUUGAUGAGGAAGAUGAUGAUGAAGAUGCUGGCCGGGGAGAGAAGAGGAAGAGGUGUGCUGAGGAUGAGGAUGAUGAAGAUGACGAUGAAUGAAGUCCACAAGAUGGGCGCAUGCUGUUUAUGCGGACGCACUGACUUUCCGGACUAGUUCAGACCAAAGACUGAAGCAAUUUUCUGGAGCGGGGGGAGAGGGGUGAUGUGCAUGGGGCCGAUUUAAAUCAUUAGCUUGAGUUCUACC